This is a messenger RNA of Cokeromyces recurvatus, 1102 nucleotides long. Its product is annotated as mitochondrial carrier domain-containing protein. Gene Ontology annotation, biological process: transmembrane transport. The coding region runs from base 52 to 990 and encodes 312 amino acids. The transcript has 3 exons. Lineage: Eukaryota; Fungi; Mucoromycota; Mucoromycetes; Mucorales; Mucoraceae. The record is from RefSeq and is a predicted model, not a curated record.
UUUUUUUUUAUUAUUGUUCACCUUCUUUCUUUAUUUCUUUCUUAUUAUUUCAUGGCAGCUGUUAAUAAAGAAACUCUACCUCCUAUAGGCCAUGCAGCUGCUGGGUCAGCGGGCGCUAUGUUUGCAUUAACUCUUGUAUAUCCACUUGACAUUAUCAAGACAAGAAUUCAGGUACAAACAAAAAAUAAAGAUCAAGAACAUUAUACAUCAGCUUGGGAUGGUAUUAUGCAGAUAGUUCAAAAAGAAGGUUUAUCAGGACUUUAUGCUGGACUUGGAUCAUCUUUGAUUGGUACAGCAUCCACUAACUUUACAUAUUUCUAUUGUUAUUCAAUGCUAAGAGAAAAUUACAAUAAAAGAUAUAACGCUCGUGGAGAUACAUGGUCGACAGCGAUGGAGCUUAUUUUAGGUGCUGCAGCAGGUGCCUUAACGACCCUUAUUACAACACCAGUAUCCGUUAUUACAACUCGACAACAGACAUUACCUUCCAGUGAACGACAAGGUGUCUUGGAAACGUGUCAAUCUAUUCUUGCUGAAGAAGGCGUUAAAGGUUUAUGGAGAGGUAUUCAACCCUCUCUCUUACUUUGUGUUAAUCCUGCUAUCACUUAUGGUAGCUUUGAAAAGAUUAAACAAGUCGUUGUUAAAGUUCUAAAGUUGCCUCUUACACCUAGUGUUAAUUUCUUGGUAGGUGCACUUGCAAAGACAUUAGCCACCAUUAUUACAUAUCCUUAUAUUAUGGCAAAAGUACGUCUUCAAUGGAAACCAUCAAAGGAAAUGAAGGAUAAGGUUGUAGCAUAUAAAGACUCAUUUGAUAUUCUUACUCGUGUUCUUAAAACUGAAGGUUUCUUUGGAUGGUAUAAGGGUAUGAGUACACAAAUAACUAAGGCUGUUUUAUCACAAGCCUUACUAUUUAUGAUGAAGGACAUUUUCACAAACUAUACUUUAAUGGCUUAUGCAUUGAUUAAAGCAACUCAAAGAAUAAAAUCUAAAUAAAAAUUAGAAUGAUCCUCUCUAGAUUACCAUUUACAUAAAUUUCCAAUUUCUAUACACACUCACGCACGCCACUUUUGAACUUGAGGUGUAACAAAUCAUAAUUAAAAAAAAA